Molecule: messenger RNA, 7782 nt
Organism: Phymastichus coffea
Lineage: Eukaryota; Metazoa; Arthropoda; Insecta; Hymenoptera; Eulophidae
Product: cdc42 homolog
Exons: 6
Coding region: 328-903 (191 amino acids)
Biological process (GO): small GTPase-mediated signal transduction
Molecular function (GO): GTP binding; GTPase activity
Source: RefSeq, a predicted model, not a curated record
CGUUGCCGUGACUGCUGCGGAAUCAAGUGUGUAGAUUGGUGCGUGAGUGGCUGCUGUGCGAGAGUUUGUGUCGACGCCCAUAGUCACCAAAGUCGCCCGGACGACGCAUACCUCGGCUACCCGGUAAUUCAUCGUUGAUCACCUAUAAGCGAUCUUAACAACCAAACAUCCAUCGUGUAAACGCUGUAAACCGCAAGAAAGUUUUGAAGAGCUAAGAGGAGUUCGCGUGGCGUUCCAGCCGCAUAUGUGCACACGCCUUUCUCACUCUCCUCGAGAGUUGUGCCGUUAUACGGAUUUUUCGUGUGACAUAAACUUAAUAAGUUCAACAUGCAGACAAUAAAGUGUGUAGUUGUCGGAGACGGAGCUGUGGGUAAAACUUGUUUGCUCAUAUCAUACACAACAAACAAAUUCCCCUCUGAGUAUGUACCUACAGUCUUUGACAAUUAUGCCGUCACGGUUAUGAUUGGUGGUGAGCCUUAUACACUUGGACUUUUUGAUACAGCUGGUCAGGAAGAUUACGACAGACUCAGACCUCUGAGUUAUCCUCAAACAGAUGUAUUUCUAGUCUGUUUUUCAGUAGUAUCACCUUCAUCCUUUGAAAAUGUUAAAGAAAAGUGGGUACCAGAAAUAACGCAUCACUGUCAAAAAACCCCGUUCCUAUUAGUCGGCACGCAAAUCGAUUUGAGGGACGAUGCGGCGACUAUAGAAAAGCUUGCAAAAAACAAACAGAAGCCUAUCACGGGGGAGCAAGGAGAAAAGUUGGCUAAAGAACUGAAAGCUGUCAAAUAUGUCGAGUGCAGUGCACUCACGCAGAAAGGACUUAAAAAUGUAUUUGAUGAGGCGAUACUCGCGGCUCUCGAGCCUCCCGAACAAGUGAAGAGGAGACGAUGUACCGUAUUGUAGAAGAAUUGUUGCCUAAACACUUCGACAAUUGGCCCUAAAAGCACUGCAUUGAUCGCAUAAACGGAUUUAUCUAUCAUUUUUCAAAGGGAGACAAGCAAUAUUUCACAAAAACAAACCCCAAUUUAACGGUCUCUCGCGUAUUUAAUAAAAAUAUAAGACAAUUUUUUAAAAAGUAAUUAAGAUUCUAAUACUAAUGAGAAACUUUUUAAUAAAUUAAUUAGCCAGGAAAUAAAAACAAAUGAUGAAUAGCUAGUUACACUGGAUCAAGCAUGCGGUUUUUAAUAUCAUGGAACUGUGUGUAAACACAUUGCGCGUCAGUUCCGCGGCGAUUUCUAUAUUUUUUGUAUAAAAAUACUUGUACAAAAUGAAUUAUACAAUUAUAUAUUGUAAUUGCGUAUAUAAAGAUUCGACAAAAAAGAUAAGAAAAAACAAAGGAAUAAGAACUGCAGCAAUACAAUAUACAUAUAUAUAUAUGUAUAUAUACGUAUAUAUAUACGUAUAUAUAUUCCAUCUAUCGUUUUAUUGUAUACAUCCAAGCGAAAAACGCUCAAGCUAUAAACACAACACGACGCUUAUUGUGCGAGUAAUAAAAUUUUCAAGACAAUUUUUUUACAAUUGCUCGACUGUAUAUUUACUUGUUUAAGAUCUUUUUCUUUUGAAAUUAUAUUUAUAAAUUAUUUUCCACAUAGUUCAUUGAACGACAUAUUUUCGAAACUAUGUUCGAACUUAUGUCUUGAUGAUUGCGAUUUAGAAUGUCUUCUAUGUUAGUCCAGAUCAAUUAUAUAUAUAUAUAUCAAUUUUUGAUAUACACUUAUAUUACAGUAUGUCAAUUUACAAACAAAAAAAAAUCAAAAUAAUUUUAUGUUCUAAGUGCCAAUUAGAGCGAUUGUGGUGCUCUAUUUUAAAGAUUGAGAUUUCUCUGAAAUCUUUAUAUUCAAUCUUUAUUUUUUCUAUGGAACGGUUGUAUGUUUUGUUUUCUUUAUUUUGGAACAAAACAUCUUUUGUUUACAGUACUGCAAGUUAAGAUACAAUUAGUCGAAUAAUCAUGUAAAUCUGAUAUGGAAUUGGAUUAACAAAUUUACUAAAAUAGAUGUUUUUGUGAUUACGUUUUUUUUUUAAAAUAAAAAUUAUUAAUAUAGGAUUUCGAAAAUAAAGCAAAAUCCAAGGUUUUGUUUGAUUAUUAUAGACACUUUUGGUUAUAUUAUUUAAGCAUUUUUUUAUUUACAUUAUGAUUGGUAUUUUAUUCAACGAUGAGAUGGAUAGAUAUUUAUAUAUAUAUAUAUACAGUCUGUUUUAGUUUCUCUCAGUUUUGGCCAUUUCACAGUUCCAACAAUUGUCACAUUAUUUGCUUGUUUUCUCUCACCUAUUACAGCUUGAUUGUUCCGAGUGAUUAUGACUUGCAACCGGGAGGAAAUUCAUCGAGAAAGGAAAAAAAGUGUAUCGCACCUAUGAUAGCGUAAAGAAGAAAAAAUACCUCAAUAUUAUUUUACGUUAAUCGCAGAUAUCUUCCAUUGACUUACGAAUUCCAUUGACAUUUCGACGAGUACACAUAAGUAAUAUUUGUUACUACUCUUUCAUUGACUAGACAGUAGUCAUGAAAUCUUGUUCUUUUGCUUCAUCUCUAUUUAUAACACUUGAGUACAGAACUUUCUAUACAUUUUAGUCAGCGGAAAUUCCUUCACAUACUUGGCAUUCGUUUCACAAUGUGAUAAAUCUACAGUACUAUCCAGGAAUGCGUAUGUUGUGUACGUUAAAACAUUGCAUCAACGACUAAAAUAUCUAAAGUAUUUUAUCGUUAAAUCAUCGGAUAAUCGGAUAAUAUAACGUAUUAACUUCAGCAUCAGCUUUUCUCAUCAAGGUUCAAUGCAUGAAUUUUAAUCUUAUUGAAGACCAACCUUCUUUCUUUCCUUCCGAGCAAAAUUUCGUCUCAUUUCAAAAAUCUCUAAAUAUCAUUAUCUAGCAAUUAUUUUAUUAAAAUAAUAUGUGAUAUCUUGCAUAAACUAGGUUAUAAUUUUUUUAACUAGGCUUAUCACAAAGCACGAAUUUGUUCUUACAAUUCGUGAUGUUAUGUCAGCAUCUUACUUAUAAAUCAGAAAUCAUUGGCGAAAAAUGUAUGUUUUUUAUUUUUCUCUACUCUUUCCACGCAUGAGUUACAAUCGUGCCUAUGUAACAUCGGAAAUUCGGCGGGUUUCAUGUUUGACGUUUUUGUCCAAUUUUUUUUAUUACAUUCAUCAUAAUUACGGCUUAAUGGUUGUAAGUAGUUUAACGUGUCCAUGCUCCAUUAAAUUUGCUUAACUUUUGCUAUUGUACUAUUUACAAUUAGGCCCUACUUUUAAAUUACCAAAGAAUUCUCAACUGCUUCAACAGAAUAAGGAAGGGAGUACAAGUUUCAUUCACACUAAUCUUAUUUUUUUCAUAAUAAAUGUUUAUAUAAAAUACCAAGCUCCCAUAUGUAAGGACAAUGUUGAAUUACACAUUUUUGCAUUCCUCAUAUUUCUUCGAGCUUAUCUUUAGAAGAGAAACAAUACUUAAUAUCGUAAGAUUUAUAGAAGUGUAUAUAUAUAGUUUUUGUUAACUCUAUGGACUAUGUCAAUAUAUCACGCUUAUCUGCUAUAAAGUUACACGUUAAGUUUUAAUACUCGUUUGUACCUAUACGUCGAGGAGUUUCUGCUUGUUUCGGGAUCUAAAAAUUAUAUUUAUUCUUUCGCAAAAUAUUCAUUUUUGUUGCUCUUUCAUAAAACAAUAGUGUAAAUAAAAGUCGUUCAAAUUUGUUAAAUUAUACAAAUUGUUGCUAAAAUUAUCAGCCUUUGUAUUUUCGGCGGAAACUAACAUUUUAAAUGAUUUGUGUUUCGCUGUACUCAAUUCUCAUUGAAAAAGCGCAAAGGCUGCAAAAUAGAAAAGUGCUAGAAAAAUAACAUAUGUUUCUCCGAUUUUACUUUUUACUUUCAGCUGUAUUCGGUUCCAAGAAAAUCCUGCGAGAGGAAAAAAUUCCGGGAAAGCGCAAUUGUAAAAGGUCUCUACGAGGGGUCCCAAAUACUCUGUGUGUGUGUGUGUGUGUCAAUGAUUACGGCCUACCGCGCACACGCGCGCGUGUUUUUAUGUUUCCUAUGAGAUAUAUUUUUUGUUAUUGUUGCUUGAAAGUUUUGGUUAACACGUCUAAAUCGGUUCUCUUCUUGUUUGGAAAAACGGUAUUUCUAUGUAUAAUUUGUUGCUCCAUGAAAACUUACAUUAGCUAAAAAUUGCCUCUCAAAUUGCUAUUAUAUCGACUCGUGGUAUAUUCAAUCGCUUAUUACAAAUAGUUUGUGCAUUGAAAAUUUAAAAACUGAUGAUAAAAAAAAUUACCUUUUGAAAAACUUCCGUAAAAAGCUUUGCGUAGUAAAACGUUUAAUAUUUCUAUUUCUUUUUACCACUUAUGCGAUGAAAAAACUACUGAAUAGAUUGUUGAUUUCCUUCUUUUUGUUUGGCGUUACAUCAUAUUGUCUUAGAAAUCUUUGCCUUACAUAUCAAACGACAGUUGCUCAAAGAUUUCGCACUUUUACGUAACACUUGUUUCUUCUUGCAUUUUCUUUCGUUUUGAUUUUCGAAUGGGAGAUAGUACAUUAAAAAAGAAAGGAAAUUAAACAGAAAAAAGUCAUUUGAAAAAUCUUUGGAAUGUCAUUUUACUAAUCAAAAAGAGAAAAAAAAGGUAACUUAAAUAUAACAAGGGUGCAAAUAAAUAAAUCACCUUAAAUUUGCACAUAUUCUCCGAUAUAUAAUAUGUAUAUAUAAUGUCGCACAAAAAUUCACGGUCGCGAUUUUUCUACAUCGAUAUUUCAUAAUAAUAAUAAUGUUAAUAUUACCGUGUAUAAUAUAUUUCCUUGUUGUACAAAUAAAAAAUAAACAAACUGUCACACGCUUUUCUCGCACAUCCAUAGUUGACGUCGACAAAAUCUUUGCGUUCGCUUAUCCAUUUAAAACGGAUGCUACUUUAUAUUAGCAAUUAAUUUUUUUUUGUCUCUCGCUACUCAUGUACAUAUGUUACGUGUCUGUAUAAUAAUACUUGAAUGUUCUUUUUUUCUUUUUUUUUAUUCGUUCGGUUUUAUGAUACCUACAAUAUCGCUAUAUCGUCUCUUUAUUUUAUAAUAGGCCAGAGUUGUAAUUAAUUAUUGCAGUCUUCAAUGUUUCAAGUCCUCGAGUUUUACAUAUCUCGAUUACCCAUUAUUUUUCUUUCGUGUCGUUUGUGUUUUUUUAUGUGAGUUUCUUUUUUUCGCUGUUAAUGUGCCUUCUAUCAUUUCUUAGUACAUUUUCCUUGUGCAACAGUAGUCAAUUUCCGAUAUUUCUUUUAUGUUGCAAAAAAGCGAUAGUGCACUUUUUUUAUCGUUUAUAGCUCGUCACGUACAUAUAUACUUGACAUUUUGUGUAUUCACACGCACGUAAACUUAAUAUCGUAUGAAAUACGUACGUUCGCUUAUAUUUUAUGUUUACCUAUAUCGGAAAAGACUAUACUGACUUUGACAAAAAGAAUCUGCUCAAAAAAAAAUGUAUAUCUUUAUCUGUAAUUUUUGGAAUAUUAUUGUAUUUGGCAUCGCAACGAUAUUGAUAAUCAAAUUAAUUUACACUAAGUUAUAAAAAUAAAGUAAAGAAUUUACUAAUAAAUAAAAGGAAAAAUACAAUGUCUCCGUUACAGUAUAGUCUCUUCUUAGAUUACAUGAUUUAUUUUUUGAAUCAAAGCCAAAUCACAAAAAACUAACUGUUCAGCUAUUACAAAGGCGAAUGUCAUUAUUAUUUAUAUUAGCAAAAAACGUUGAGUCAACUACGCGUAUAUGAGUUAUCUCGCGAUAAAUUAUACAUAAACUACUAUAUAAUCCAUAUAUAAUUUGAACAACAAUCAUUUCAUCGACGAAUUUAUUAAUUAGUAUUCAUAUAACUUUGUUACUUAGAUACGCUGAACGCAAUACAUUUGAAAAUGAGACUGUCGUUAUUUCAUUUUACAGCAAUAAAUAUGUACAAUUUGCGUUAUGAAACGGAAGAAAAAACAUAAACAUAAAAAAGAUAUCUAUGUUAAACGGCUCGAAAUAAUAUCACAACAGGAGUUUAAUACUAACACACCAAACUUUGGUUGAUAUUUCGACCGUCGUGUCCUCUUCUGCAAACAAUCAAUCGAUUACUAGUUCCUUACCUAUCUCACAACAAUCUUCGCUUUCACUAUCAACUUUCAAUUUUAUUAUAUAUUGAUAGAUAAGUAUUGUUUCUGAUAAAAUUUUUGAAUGAAAUUCAAAGAUUAUAGAAACCCUGACGCUCCGAAUUGCGAAAUGAAAAAAUACUUUGUUUUUCGACAGCACGUUGCUUAGGCAAUAAAUUUCUGAGAAAUUCAACAAUAAAAACACUUGUCUAUCAAUGCAUAUGCAGCUCCUAAAUGCCUCUCAAAUUAUCGAAAAGUAAAUAUCUUAAUUUAUGGAAAAAUGGCUCACUUUUGUCGACUUGGUUUAACAAAUAUAUCACUCUAUACUCGCUAAAAAGUUACAACGGAAAACGUACGAUAGACUUCCUCAUGUGUGAAUUAUCAUACAAUUAUAUAUAUAUACUCCACUAGAUAAAUAGAAUAUGUUAUGAUUACUCCCCAGAGAAAAAGAGGGAGUGAAAAGAAAUCUUUGUUUUUCUACGACAAUUGCGUUACGUAACAGGGACAUUUUUACUAACAUUAGUUAUUUUUUCAUCCAUUUGGUCGUCAAGGACCGAAGAGCUUUACAUCUUCGUCGCUUCGUGUAUACAAAUCACCGUUCACUUAUUAGCUUCUAUGGAUAAUUUUUUUGGCGAUAAAUUACGACCGGAUACUAUGAAUGUUGUUUGUACACAACACGUUUACAAUGUUUUCGCGCGUGGUCUACGUUAUUUUUUUUCAUUUUGCGGUUUUUUUUUAAAACUAAAUGUGUAUCGCAUCUACUCUCCGGUGUAUCUUUGGCGUGUAGUUGCUCGUAUUUAUUGUUUUGUUUUUUUUUUUCAUCAAAGCAUCUGUUUUUUUCUUCUUUUGCGUCUUAAACAAUUAUCAAAUACUACUUGUUUUAAUACUGCGAGAUUAUUUGCUUAUUUUUUUCAGCGUUCCAUCGCUCACAAUGACAAACGAAAGCAACUUAAGAGAGAUGUCAUCGGGCGAAGUGGAAAAGAUUGACUAAAAAUCCAAAGGAUCGUAGAAAAGUCAUCCGACACUCAUAUAAAAUUACAAAAACAUCUAUGUGAUCAGCAAUUAUAUUUCAAAUCAAAAGUUGGAGCAAAAGUUGCAGCCUCUUACGUCACGUAACUUCUGGAUAAUGUCAAAAAAAAUAAAAAAAAAAAAAAAAAAAACAAAAAAAAAAGAUCGUAAGUACAGCCAAAAAAAUCUGCGCAUACUCCAAGGGAGAAAGAAACGAAAUCAGAUUCUCCCGGUGGAGUCGUGACACGGCUCUGCCAUUACAUGAGAUCGCACUUGAUCAAUUCCCUGUCGCCGUGCAGCGCGUAAAAUUCCUCUCAGACGUUCAUCGCGUAGUAGACGGGGUUCUGCGCGUCCACGAUGUUGCCGGUGCCGUUGUCGUUGGCGACGAAGGACGCGGCGAUGCUGGCCGCGCUCUGCGUCGUCGUGGCCAGCAGUCCGGCGUUGGCCGCCGAGACGUAGUCGUGGCUCGGCGCGCUCGCUGCGCCCUCGGGCACGCCGCGCUCGGCGACGCUGCAGCUCGAGUUCCGCUGCAGACUGCCCAUGUUGCCGAUCGGCAAUUUGGUCGGCGACGACAGCAGCGACGAGCUGCCGGAGCUUAUGCUGCCCGGCAGCGACGAGUUCGCCAAGAUGCUCGCGCUGCUCAGCAGGCCGCUGGUUAGUUGCGACGUGGCUGUUAUGCUCGACGGUGUUGGCAUGUCCGCUGCGGACAG